This is a messenger RNA of Salvia hispanica, 2154 nucleotides long. Its product is annotated as putative LRR receptor-like serine/threonine-protein kinase RPK1. Gene Ontology annotation, molecular function: ATP binding; protein kinase activity; protein binding. The record is from RefSeq and is a predicted model, not a curated record. Gene Ontology annotation, biological process: protein phosphorylation. Lineage: Eukaryota; Viridiplantae; Streptophyta; Magnoliopsida; Lamiales; Lamiaceae.
AUGGAUGUUGUGUUUGCUGCUAAUGCUAUUUUCAUAAUCAGCAUCACCAUAUUGUUGAGCAAUGUAGUUGCAUCUAAUGCUUCAAACUCGAGCAGAGAAUAUAAGGCGUUGAUGGAUUUCGGGUGGCCUUAUAUCAACUCCACUGCUCAUCACUGCAGCUGGAAAGGCAUCACUUGCGAUGAUCAAGGCCGCGUUACAGAGUUAAGCCUGCAAACUCAUGUAGGUUGCAACACUCAGCCUAGGUGGCAUGAUUUCGAUCCGCUUUCUUUCACAUCCCUCACCAGCAUUCAUCUCAGCUCGUGUGGUCUGUAUGGAGUCAUCCCACCUCACAUAGGUUACCUCUCCAACUUGUCUUACCUCAAUUUGUCUCAUAAUCUUCUUAGUUCUGAGCUGCCUCCUUCAUUGGUAAAUCUGACUAACUUGAAUGUGCUUGACAUUUCUGAUAACAAUUACAUUUAUGGUGUCAUUCCACCUAACAUAGGAAGCUUGUCCAAGCUAGUUUAUCUUAAUUUGUCUCAUAAUCAACUCAAGACGACGAUGCCUCUUUCACUGCCAAAUCUCACAAACUUAGAGGUGCUUGACAUUUCUUUUAAUAGUUUUUUUGGUGUCAUUCCCUCUGGAAUAUGGUACCUUCGUCGUUUGAUUGUUCUUGAUUUGAGCUUCAAUAACAUCAAUGGCUCUCUGCCCCCUGCUAUGACCCAAUUAACAAGACUGAAAAUCUUGAAAUUGGACAACAAUAGUGUGGAAGGUGUUUUUGAAGCAGGGAUACACAUGCUUCCUUGUAUCAAAACCAUAGGCCUCAGCCGGAAUUCAAUCCAAGGACGGAUACCUCCUCGGUUAGGAGAUGUUCCUAAUGCCAAGUUUCUUAGUAUAGACUUUUCUUGGAACCAUCUUUUUGGUGAAGUCCCAGAAUCCGUUUCGCGUUUGGAUGGAAUCGAUUUGUCCUACAAUAGUUUAGAGGGCAAGAUUUCGUACAGCGUUUGGCGUAAGUUUCCAAGAGAAUCAUUCAUCGGAAAUCCUAAGUUACUUCUUCCGAAGGGAUACAACGCUACUGUGGAAGCCGUCUAUUAUGUAGUCUUUGUGCUUUUUAUAUUCUGUGUGAUCCAUUUAAUAUUCUCCAAAAAAGGAAAGAAAGAAGUCCCCUCAGUCACACCUGAUCUCAAACAUGGAGACAUUUUCAAGAUGUGGAACUUCGAUGGCAACAUCGCCUACCAAGACAUCACUGAAGCGACACAAGACUUUGACUUCAAAUACUGCAUCGGAACUGGUGGCUACGGGAGCGUCUACAGAGCUAAACUUCCCACUGGAAAAGUUGUUGCUGUUAAGAAGCUUCACAGAUUUGAAGGAGAUAAUCCUGUUUUUGAUUCAUGUUUUAGGAAUGAAGCCAUGGUUCUCUCUCAGAUACGCCAUCGACAUAUUGUCAAGCUUUUUGGCUUUUGUUUGCACAAACAAAGCAUGUUUCUUAUCUACGACUACAUGGAACGAGGAAGCCUCUUUCGUGUGUUGAUGGAUGAAGAUGAAGCUGUGGAGCUGAACUGGAAGAAAAGGGUAAAUGUGGUGAAGGACGUUGCAAAUGCACUAUCGUACAUGCAUCACGAUUGCAGCCCUCCUAUUUUGCACAGAGACAUUUCGAGCAGCAACAUACUCUUGGAUUCAGAGUUCGAAGGUUGUUUAUCUGAUUUUGGGACAGCUAGAUUGUUGGAUCCUGAUUCAUCCAAUCAAACUCUACUUGUGGGAACUCGAGGCUAUAUUGCACCGGAGUUGGCCUUCACAAUGGCGGUUACAGAAAAAUGUGAUGUAUACAGCUUCGGAGUUGUGGCAUUGGAAAUCAUGUUUGGAGAUCAUCCGGGAGAUUUCAUUUCCUCUAUCAACACGAUGGUGGCGAGAUCCACACAGUUUGCUGAAAACAUGAUGGUGCAACAACUCUUGGACAAGAGGCUAGCAUCUCCAGAUGACGAUGUAAGAAUGUCGAUGGAAGUGGUUGGAGUGGUCAAAACAGCACUGAAAUGUGUAUGUUGUGAUCCAAAGUCAAGGCCGUCAAUGAAGGAAGUGGCUCAGCAACUUGGUGCGCGCCCACCACAGUUGGCAAUGUCGUUCCGCUCAAUAUCAGUGCUUCAUCUCCUGCAUUCAGAUUGAGCUCACAAUUGCCUAAAA